UUUUUUUUGCACUUCUUACGCAUGUACCUCAAGCUUCAUUGGAUGAAUUUGGGCCCUUAGCCCCAACCCCAGCACCAUUUCAGAUGAUGCUUUGUUCAGAAGCAUGUUGAGGGAGGCUGAGGGAAUGAAGAAUGAAGAAUGGGGCAGCUGUUUCCUGACUCCAUCAAACAGCAAACUCUAAAACACCUCCCCUAGUAUUAUUUCUUUAAUUAGUCAUUGAUUUUUUGCUACAGGGAAUUCCAGCUUGGUGGUUGCCAGGGCAACUGGAGGUAGCCUAGGUAGCAUCCUCUUAAUAUCCGCAUUCCCAAAGAGGGGGACCAGUCCCCAGGCAAUGGGCUUUCAUCCAGGGAGGGAUGUGUCAGCUGACCUCCCUAAUGAGAAAAGUCUUUAAGGGAGAGGAGAAGGAAAACAUCAAAUGCAGUGAGAAGCAUGAAUUUGCAACAACACAGUAACAAAGCUUUCCUCUCUCCCACCUCACUCCCCAACUAUCAUCUGAGGCCUGGCAUCCCUCUGCAAUCUGCUUUUAAUAUUGGGGGCUUUUUAGCUGGGAAAUUUCAGUGUGAGUUUUCUGUGUGAGUCCUGCCACACAGCAUUGCAAUGGAUGAGCAUAGCAGGGAGAAGGCAUAAGGGCAUCUGCAGGCUAGCAGAGGGAUGUGGGAUCUGAGGGGAUGGCUGGCAUCCUGCUAGAAGCUUGGUCCAGCACUGGUUCCAUUAACCACCACAGGCUCUCCUUAGGAUUGUCUCAGAAUAUUUGACCUGCAGAAAGGAUGAGCAAGAUAUAAAGACGAGAGCCCUGCAGUCACUAAAGGCACCUGAAGAGUGGGGGAACAUAUUGCACCCCCAGCAGCUCCUAUUGGAAUCAGCAGGUAUAAAAUGACCCAUAGAGCUUCCAGCUGGCCAAAAUGUAUCACUGGGGUCUCUCCAUACCUCAAUAGCCAUAGAAAUGAAGAGGACAUGGCUAAACCAGCCCUAGGGUGGGCUGCUUUCUCCCAGUGACUUUGCCCUCACUGUCUUAGGUGAUGGUGCCAGUGGUUUCUUGUCCAUGGUAUUUCUCUAGGUGAAAAUCCCCAGUGCUGCAGGAGGAUGACUCCUCUUCCUUUUACAAGGGGAUACCUUGGCUUCCUGCCUUUAUCAACAAAGCAGCUCGUGGGCAGCAAUCCAGAGGCAUUUUGGUGCAGUUUCAAACACACACUGUACACAGAACUGUAAAUGCCUGCGGUGUGUUUCUUUCCCCAUUUCAAAGAGAACUACUGAUUGUUGCACACAAUAAUAAAACAUGCCUGUACCUGACUAAGCUCUUUGCCAAUGAUCUGGCAAUGCAGGAGUCCCUUUCUUGGACUGGAAGAUGACCAGUAACUUUAUUUCUCCUAUCUUUUGUCAGAGCUAUUAACCAAGUAGCAUGUUUGCCUAUGAUGGUCUAUUCUGCUCCAUAAGGGAGUUUCCAACUGGUGCUAAUGGAUUGUAUUCCAUCUGCAAAGCAAUUGCAGAGCCAGUGAAGGAGAAUUCGUGGCAGUGCUGCGAGAAGGGAAGAGGCAAUAGAUGCUGUGCAAAGACUUCAGCUGAGCUUUGUGUACUGCAUUUCAGCUGUGUCAUGAUCUGUCUGUGCUGCUGGCUGAAGUGAUAGAUGUUGCAGCAAGAGUCACUGUAUCUGCCCACUUCUGGCAAUAAUUUUUGAGGCUGAUCAGGAGGGGAAUUCCCAUGUCAAAAGGGUUUGAGCAGGUGUAUAUCAAAGCCUAGCAUCAGUUUGCAAUCUUCUCUCAAUUCAUAGAAUCACAGAAUAGCUUGGAUUGGAGUAGACCCUUUAAAGGUCACCCAGUCCAAUUCCCCACAAUAAUCAGGAACAUUGUCAACUAGUCCAGAUUGUUUAGAGCCCCAUCCAGCCAGGACUUGAAUAUUUCCAGGGAUGGGGCAUCUGCCACCUCCCUGGGCAACCUGUGCCAGUGUUUUAUCACCUUUAUCAUAGAAGACUACUUCCUUAGAUCUAGUCUGAAUCACCCCUCUUUUAAUUUAAAACCAUCACCCCUUGUCCUACCACUACAGGCCUUAUUAAAAGUCUGUUCCCAGUUAAAUUAGGGCUUUGGAUUUUGUCCUCUUACUUUUGUUCAGAUGUUCCAUAAGGAGCCAAUGAAGGCUUUAGCAGUGCUCAGAAAGUAAAAUUUAACAGUAGUAUGUCUUUGGGCUUCCUGGUGUAUGAUUCAGCUCCCACCAGAGCUAAAACAAUUCUAUGAGGAAAUGAGCUGCACUUCUGAAGGAGAAGUUGGGAGGUCCUUUCCACACAGAGACAUCAAGCAGGAAUAGCCACUGGGUAGAAUUUGGGAGAAGAAAUACCAGUAGACUGGGCUGAUACCAAUGUAGAUACUUCCCUGUAUGUGAGAUAUUUAACAUUUGAGGUUUUGCAGUUUUAGUUUACAAGAACUCCCCACUGCUCUAACUUCCCCUGGUAAUAGAACAUUUCAGUGCAAUCCAAAUGCAGCUUCAUGAAAAAAUAAAAAUAGUAGUAUUUAUUUUAGGAGGGGCUGCAGAAGGCAGCAAGCUAUGUCUGUCUGCACAGAACCAGUGGGGAUCUGCCUUGAUGUCAUUAGGAAAGGGAUAUCUGGAAUAGUGUCUGCAGAGAAGAGCCCUACCCACUAUGUCCCUUCUGCACAUAGAAGUGUUUUCUCAAGAAACAGUUGAGAUGGGCUGAGGCUAGGGCUCAUCUUACCAAUUUUCUGUUGUAUCUAUAGAAUAAUGGACCCCGAAGGGGCCUUUAGCAAUGGUUUAGUUGCAGGCAGCUUGGCCAGAGCUCCAAUCUCUGCUUUCUGUUUGCAGGAGGUCUGGGAGACAAUUCCAUACAACUUACAUCAGUGAUCAGGACAGUAUUUUUGCAACACUUCCCUCUUUGCACUUUUUUUGCACGUUGGCAAGUAGUCCCCAGUCAGUCUCCUGGGAAUGAGAGCAGGGCCAAGAACACCAUGCUGAAAAGGGAGAGAAACUGAAUACAAGGGGUGGGUGAGGGGAGAUGAAGUGUGAAUUUCGAGGAAAUGGUCUUGGGAAGGUGCAAGGGCUGUGAGGAAGGAAUCUCAGCCAGAUCAAAGGUUGUGUGGGAAACAUGAUACUUGGAGGAAGUUAAUGAAGUGCUUUUAAACAGUGGUGGGAAAGGUAAGAGACCAAGGAGGCUGAAGUGGGGAUGAGAACAUUCAUUUAAAGGGAUUUAUUUUACUUUUUGCUUGUUAAAUGAGCAGUUGGCACCUGGGGUCUAUUUAUGGCCAGCAGUAUAUCCAAGGACCAGUGCUGAUGGAUCUGCUUGUCUGGCUUGGUGAGAUUUUUUGUUUCCAGCCUUCUGGAGACCUUGUUUGUAAGGCAUGGGGAGUCAUCACCCAGGACUGCAAUAGGAACCAGUGAGGACAGUCCUUGCUGCCUCUGCUGACGUGCAAGAUGCUGACAUGCUCCUAUGUACCCUCUCCAGAGACACAGCUCUAAGGAUUGUUUUGGCUGUCUCUUGAAACCAUGCAGCUAUUGUUGCCCUCUGUUGUGUGGGAGAACAAUGCAUUUCCUAGCCUGGUUCAAUUUGCUGCUUCUCCUUCCUUGCUUUGGUACUACAAAAACCUGCUUCCCUGGCUGCCACUGUGAAGUGGAAACCUUUGGUCUCUUUGACAGCUUUAGUUUGACCAAGGUGGACUGCAGUGGAAUAGGCUCACACAUUGUUCCUGUCCCAAUCCCUCUGGACACCUCCUACUUGGAUCUAUCAUCAAACAGACUGGAAACAAUAAAUGAAUCGAUGCUUACUGGUCCUGGAUACACCACCCUGGUGAGUCUCGACCUGAGCUACAAUAAAAUUGCCAAGAUUUCCUCCACAACAUUUUCCAAGCUUCGGUACCUGGAGUCCUUGGAUCUGAGUCAUAACUCUCUGGAAGUCCUUCCGGAGAACUGUUUCUCCAGCUCUCCUCUAAGUGACAUAGAUUUGAGCAAUAACAAACUUUUGGAUAUAGCUAUCGACAUUUUUGCUUCAAAAGGUCAAGGCAAAUCCCUGAAUGUGGAUCUAUCCAAUAAUAUGCUCAGCACAAUUACGAGGCACCAUGAAAAGAGCAUUCCCAACAUCCAGAAUUUAAAUCUUUCUGGAAACAGGCUAAAAUUUGUACCAAACCUUCAAGGCAUUCCUCUCCGAUAUUUAAAUCUUGAUGGAAACCCUCUGGUUAAGGUUGAGAAAGGAGACUUCACAGGGCUGAAAGACUUGAUUCAUCUAUCCCUCAGUGGCCUGCAUGGCUUUAGAGAGUUAUCUCCUCAUAGCUUCAAAGAACUUCAAGCUCUCCAGGUUCUAGAUUUAUCCAACAAUCCCAGCUUGAAGUCACUGUCUCCUGAAGUUAUCUUUGGUCUGAACUCCCUACAAGAGCUCAACCUCUCUGGCUCAGGCAUAUCAUCCUUGCCAAAGACUUUGCUGAAAUGCCUGCCUUCCAUCAAAAGCAUCACCUUGGGGAAGGACAUACAGUGUCUUAAGACCAUCAAAGAAGGACAGUACCACCGACAAAUUGGGCUGACCAAAAAGGAAGUCCUCAGUUGCCAUGACAGCCGUGGAUCCGUAGCAGCAGCACCUUAUGUUUUGUGAUGAAAGCUGGGCAGAAGAAGGGGUGGGGCAGGGAGGGUGGGGGACCAUGGGACUUGUACAGGUGUCGGACUGAGAUGGCUUGCCGUGUGCCUUUUGUAAAACUGUCAAUAAUUUAUAUAUUUGUAUUUGCCAAUAGUUGUUUGUGGAUUUUAUAAACUCUCAAAUCUCGGUCCGCGUUAUCUGCAGGCUCCGGAUUUUACCCGGCGCAUCGAGGUCCUCACUCAUCCUGUCGGCUCAGGAGCGGCGAUGCUGGAUGAUGCAGGGACAAGUCGCUCUGCAGGUCCCAGGGCAGAACACUCCAUCUGGAGCAAACCCUUCAUGCCUCAGAAGCAUUUGUAGGAGCAAAGCUACACGUCUGCAGAGCACACACCAAAAUGUACCAGCUCUGUAGCUGCUUGCUCACAAACCCAUGCAUCAUCCUUUUUUUAAUUAUUACUCCCCAAAAUGUGCCUUCUGGAUGUUGCCUUCAUUAGCAGCACCCUGUUUUCUGUCAUGCACUUUCAGUCUUGAAGAAACAUUUCCAGACAAACCUGAAUACAGGGUGCACCUAAUGUGCUGGGUUUUACAUGUUAUUUGCAUAGGUGUGCAAUGAACAUUGAGUAAGUCGAGACAUUUUCCCACCAAUUUCUCCUUUUUCCACCUUGAUCCUUUUCAUGUCUAAUUAACUUAGGUCCAGCUUUGGCAGCCUCCUGUCUUUUUACUCUCAAUGAGCCAUUGGUCAGAGAUGAUGUACAGCAGAGGAAGGGAAGCAGAGGGCUCUGCUAACAGCCACAUCUCACCCGGGAACUAGAUUUUGAUGAAGAAGAUUGCAAAGGGAAGAGAUCAUGUAGCCUAGCUCAGAAAAAAAAAAAAAAAUGGAAGAGAAUCCCUCCUCCCUUUCUGGGGAAGCUUGGAAGGAAACUUUGACAGGGCUUCUUUCUUGAUGACCUUAUCAAAUCAAGAUGCAGUCCUAGAGGAUAUGAGAGUAAGUUGUUUCCAGGCUGACAUUCCCCAUCCGAACACAACAUCUGCAGCUCAUCUGGGCGUAUGUAAGGCAGCUUGCAGUGCCAAAACACUUCUGACAAUGUGCCGGGGAAGAAUUAACACUGAUGCCGGUGGCCCUGGAGCACUUUGCUUAUCGGAGGAAAGAUCUUUGGGUUUUUUCCCAGAGUUGUGGCUUUUCUUUCUCUCACACAGCUCCUUGGUUGCCAAGUGAAUCUGAUAAACUGAAAUCUGAUAAAAAUCCUAGUCUUCAAAGUUUUACUGAUUUUUUUUCUCCCCCCGCAUUGCUGAAAUGCUGGCAGAGGGGAGCCCUUCUGGAGCCUCUUUUUCUCCAGUCUAGGAGGAAGUGGGAGAAGGCCGUAUAACAUGACUCAAUGCCAAGUGUGAAGCCUUCAAUUUGCUAAUUAGGAGCAGUGGAAGUGACUGCUGAGGUCUGGUCCACAUCUGGCAUGCUCUCUCCAGGGGCAUGGGAUGUUGUGGAUGGCGGUCAUGCUCAAGCUGAUCUGCAGUUUGGUCUCUAAAUCCAGCCCUGCAUCAGGGUCACUUUCAAUGUUUGAUUUAGGGAAAUCUGUGUAAAGGUGGUACAGAUAUAAACUCAUCUCACAACUGUCCUUGGGAGUGUUGGAAGAAGCUCAGGUUUUGUUCUCAUACCCUCAAAAUUCUUGGAAGGUGGAAACCCUGUUGCCCAAACCCACUGACUCCAUAAAAGUCAGAGUCAACACCUAACUUUGGAUACUGAAAUUUGGUACUGAAAUACUCCCACAUUUCCAUCUGUCUCAAUUUCAAUAAUUUGUUUGGGUAGCUCAGGGUGGGAUUUUCACCCCUUCCUUCAGUUUUGGGAAUUUUUUCCUCUAACGCUCCUUUGCGAUGUUUGACCAGCUUUCACAAUCACAGGAAAGGUUUAUUUUCUUAAAAAGGCAAUGGGGCUGCCUAUGGGCAGAGAUCUGGAGUGGGACAGAAACAAACUGCAAUGCAGGACAGGGGCAGUUUGUGAGGAAAGAUGUGGGGGUUUUACUGGAUUUUGCCUUUUUAAGAGAAUCAUUUUCUGCUGGCAGAAAAUGUAUUUUUUUUAAAGAAAAAUACAUUUUAAAAUACUGUUUACUUUUUUAAGCCUGUACAUAGAUGAAACAUUACGGUUAUCACCUACUGUCAAAGUUACUGUCUUAGUAGCACUGUGGUAAAUUUAAAACCCAAUGUGACAAUCCAAUUGAAGACUGCAAGAUUUCCUUGUGUAAUCUCAUGCUAGCUGCUAGCUAAACUAGUUUUAGCAAAAGCUGGCAAAUACUAUCGCUGUGUUAGUCUGUUUUUUUAAAAAAAAACCUCUGCAGCAUUGUAAGGCUUUGUGAUUACUCACAAUAUAAUAAAGUGAUUUGGAGGAGAAUAAA
Taeniopygia guttata (zebra finch) is the source of this 6948-nucleotide messenger RNA. RefSeq names its product tsukushi, small leucine rich proteoglycan (gene TSKU). Lineage: Eukaryota; Metazoa; Chordata; Aves; Passeriformes; Estrildidae. The record is from RefSeq and is a predicted model, not a curated record. Gene Ontology annotation, molecular function: protein binding.